AUGACAAACGCCCAAAUCUACCAUGCCUUCAAGAGCUACGUCUCGCGCUUGCAUGACGUUCUCAGCCUGCGUCGGAACAAGAAGACCAAGCCUCGCCUGGUGAUUUCCGCUCCGUUUGAUUUCAAGAAGGAGGACAGCAUGUGCAACCUGCCAGGCGUUUCUGGCGAAGAGCUGUACAUGCUACGUGAAAAGGCGGCAGCCAGCAUUGUUGGCUCAGCCUUUACGAACCCAUACGACACCUACUCUGACUCGGCCACCCUAGCCCCGUCGUCGGUUCACGACCUCCACCUGGACCCCGGCAGCCUCAAUCACAGCACCAGCAGCUUUGACAAGGCCUCGUUGCACCACCGGCACCACCGUGUCCUGGCCAAGUCCAUGACGGCGCCCCUGAACAUGUCGUCCGGUGCCACGAUGGCGGCCCCGCGGAUGCCGACGUCGAUCCGCUCGGCGACCUCUUCGCCUACUUCGCCUACCCACCACCAGCACCAGCAUACCUGCUGCCGUCGCUGCAAGAGUGCCGCAACCAAGGAUGCAUUCGGCCAUCAGCGGGUGGGCGGCGGCGUGUCUUUCUAUCCGCCGAUUGUUCUGGCGUCAACGGAGCCGUAUGCCCCCACGGGGCUGUCGUUUCCGUCCACAUCGUCCUCGGCAUCGUCCAUCUCCUCACGGGAGUAG
This is a messenger RNA of Sporothrix brasiliensis 5110, 672 nucleotides long. RefSeq lists its product as uncharacterized. The transcript is spliced from 3 exons. NCBI's taxonomy places the organism in Eukaryota, Fungi, Ascomycota, Sordariomycetes, Ophiostomatales, Ophiostomataceae. The record is from RefSeq and is a predicted model, not a curated record. The coding region runs from base 1 to 672 and encodes 223 amino acids.